AUGGAAGCUGCAGUCCAUUCCCCCCACCCGGACGCUCCUUCAUUGUCGAAUCAACAGUUCACGCCAACCUCAAAGAAACGCAACUACGAUGGCGAGAUUGUCCAUCACUCAAUCACCAGCAUUGUGUCUCCCGAGGACCAAAAAAGCAGUAGUUUUAGCGCCAGCCAUUCCCGUAUUGGCUCGCCAGCGUUGAGCAGGGCCAGUACUCCUUUGACCGACAUCGGCUCCCUGCCGGCCCACAGUCCUUCUCAACCUGAAAUGGCACUGGAUAGCAAGACACGGAAGCUGACCUUUGCCGAGCGAGAAGUUGCCAAUGCGUUGAAAAGACAGGAGAAGGAGGAGAAGGAGAGGGCGAAAGCCGAAAGGGAGAAACUCAAGGCCGAAGCACAAGCCAAGAGAGAGGAAGAGAAGAAGCGGAAAGAUGAAGAAAAGGAAGCCGCUCGAAAGGCCCGAGAAGAGAAACAGAAACAAAAGGAUGCUUUGAAGCAGCAGAAGGAAGCAGAAAAGGAACGAAAAGCUCAAGAAGCACGUAAGAAAGAAAGAGCACAACCUCGCAUCGGUGCAUUCUUCGGCCGACCAACCGCUGCAUCAACACCACCUGCCAGCUCUGACGAUGCUUCUGCCGGCACAUCCAGAAGAUCUUCCAUUGCAUCGAUCGAUAUGGAACCGUGUCUGACGGAGAUCAAGACCUCGAAGCCGCCCAACACGGAAUUCCGCAACUGGAUUCUACCAUUUUUUGUCAACGAACACAUGGAACUGGCACCAUUUAACCGUUUCCACUCACAUACUAAUCCAUUUAACGACGAGCAGGUGCGACUGAAUCAGCAAAUCACCCCCGAACAGAUUGGCACACGAUUUCCAAAACGUCGGAGAAUGAAACGCAUCAAACCCGUCAAAAAGAUUGUGGAAGAAAUGAAUGCGGCGACAGACGCACCAGUUGACUCGGAUCGACCAACAGAUGAUCUUGCUGGGAUACCGUAUAAGUAUUUCUUUUUCCGCGAAGACGUGCGACCAGCAUAUCAAGGCACUUACACCCGGGCUGUGUCUCCACGGUCGGCACGCAAGAUUGCCCGGAAUCCUUCUUACCGAGGUCUGCCUGAUACAGAUUAUGAUUAUGAUAGUGAGGCCGAAUGGCAGGAACCCGAGGAAGGAGACGAUGAUCUCAUGGAUGAAGACGAAAAGUCUGAGGACGAUGACAGCGACGAAGACAUGGAUGAUUUUCUCGACAACGAAGGAGAAAUGGUCAAGCGACAGGCGCUUGUGGGCGAUAUGGAACCCAAAUCUAGUGGAUUGUGCUGGGAGGGAGCAGACCACCGAGCAGAAAAUGGGUUCGACCUGAGCAGGUACCGCAUGGAUGUUCUGCAUGACUCGACGACUUUCCCGAUUGACCCGUAUUCCACCAUACAUUGGUCAGAGUUUGGCAAGACAAGUCCGAAGAAACGCGAGGGCAAGACGCUGCCGCCGACAGAAAAUGGUCCAAUGCAACCUCCUCGACUUCCACUUGUGGCUGUGGAUGGGAACAGCGGAAGUGUCGUGGCUGCGUCGAAUUUACUGGGGUUUGUCUCGAGUCACGGUCAGAGCGAAAACAAAGUCGCGGCUCCACGGUCAAUUGCGGGCACUAGUGCAGGAGGGUUGGGAAAGCCAUUCAAAAUGGUACCGAGGGAUCUCCUUCCGGCCUUCAAAGAUGCCGUGUCUGGUAGCGACUUGACAAAAGCCGGCAUGAUUGAGGUGUUGAAGAAGCAAUUCCCCAAAUGUUCCAAAGAUGCCAUCAAAAAUAGCUUGGAAGCGAUUGCCGAGAGGAGAGGAGCGAAGGAGGCCGACAAGAAAUGGGUGUUGAUCCAGUGA
Messenger RNA from Capronia epimyces CBS 606.96, 1845 nucleotides. RefSeq lists its product as uncharacterized. Gene Ontology annotation, cellular component: nucleus; CAF-1 complex. The record is from RefSeq and is a predicted model, not a curated record. Lineage: Eukaryota; Fungi; Ascomycota; Eurotiomycetes; Chaetothyriales; Herpotrichiellaceae. Gene Ontology annotation, biological process: nucleosome assembly. The coding region runs from base 1 to 1845 and encodes 614 amino acids. The transcript is spliced from 2 exons.